AUGCCCACUUCUGGAACUACUCUCGAGUUGAUUGACGAUCAAUUUCCAAAGGAUGAGUCCGUCAGUGGCGGUCUUGUCGAUGAAGUCGAUUUAACCCAAGCCAACAUCCUGGCUACUGGUUUGAACAAAAAGGCACCAAGAAUCGUCAACGGGUUCGGUUCCUUUAUGGGUUCCAAGGAAAUGGUCUCAGUGGAAUUCGACAAGAAGUCCAACCUAGAUCGUUUGUUGGAAAAAGAUAACCAAGAAAAAUUAGAAGCCAAGGGCAAAACUCACAUAUCCGAACAACCAUGGACCCUGAACAACUGGCACCAACAUUUGAACUGGCUGAACAUGGUUCUUGUUUGUGGUAUGCCUAUUAUUGGUUGGUACCUGGCCUUCUCCGGUAAGGUCCCUCUGCAUUUGAACGUUCUGGUGUUCUCCGUGUUAUACUACGUCGUUGGUGGUGUUUCCAUCACAGCCGGUUACCAUAGAUUAUGGUCUCACAGAUCUUACUCCGCUCACUGGCCAUUAAGAUUAUUCUACGCCGUCUUCGGUUGCGCUUCCGUCGAAGGUUCCGCCAAAUGGUGGGGUCACUCUCACAGAAUCCAUCAUCGUUACACCGAUACUUUGAGAGAUCCUUAUGACGCUCGUAGAGGUCUAUGGUACUCCCACAUGGGUUGGAUGCUUUUGAAGCCAAAUCCAAAGUACAAGGCCAGAGCUGAUAUCACUGAUAUGACUGAUGACUGGACCGUUAGAUUCCAACACAGACACUACAUCUUAUUGAUGCUGCUUACCGCUUUUGUCAUCCCAACUGUUGUAUGUGGUUACUUCUUUAACGACUACUUGGGUGGUUUGGUCUACGCCGGUUUCAUCCGUGUCUUUGUCAUUCAACAAGCCACUUUCUGCAUCAACUCCAUGGCUCAUUACAUCGGUACCCAACCAUUCGACGACAGAAGAACUCCCCGUGACAACUGGGUUACCGCCAUUGUUACAUUCGGUGAAGGUUACCAUAACUUCCAUCACGAAUUCCCCACCGAUUACAGAAACGCUAUUAAGUGGUACCAAUACGACCCAACUAAGGUUAUUAUCUACCUAACCUCUUUGGUCGGUCUAGCAUAUGAUUUGAAAAAAUUCUCCCAAAACGCCAUUGAAGAAGCUCUGAUUCAACAAGAACAAAAGAAGAUUAACCAAAAGAAGGCCAAAAUCAACUGGGGCCCAGUUUUGACCGAUUUGCCAGUGUGGGACAAACAAACCUUCUUGGCAAAAACUAAAGACAACAAGGGUUUGGUCAUCAUCUCCGGGAUUGUUCACGACGUAUCUGGUUAUAUCUCUGAACAUCCAGGUGGUGAAACUUUAAUCAAGACUGCAUUAGGCAAAGACGCCACAAAGGCCUUCAGUGGUGGUGUCUACCGCCACUCAAACGCUGCUCAAAAUGUCUUGGCUGACAUGAGAGUAGCUGUCAUCAAGGAAAGUAAGAACUCUGCUAUUAGAAUGGCUAGUAAGAGAGGUGAAGUUUACGAAACUGGUAAGUUUUUUUAA
Molecule: messenger RNA, 1518 nt
Organism: Saccharomyces eubayanus
Lineage: Eukaryota; Fungi; Ascomycota; Saccharomycetes; Saccharomycetales; Saccharomycetaceae
Gene: OLE1
Product: stearoyl-CoA 9-desaturase
Exons: 1
Coding region: 1-1518 (505 amino acids)
Biological process (GO): unsaturated fatty acid biosynthetic process
Cellular component (GO): endoplasmic reticulum membrane
Molecular function (GO): heme binding; stearoyl-CoA 9-desaturase activity; iron ion binding
Source: RefSeq, a predicted model, not a curated record